This is a messenger RNA of Arabidopsis thaliana (thale cress), 1455 nucleotides long. RefSeq names its product glycosyltransferase family protein (DUF23). The record is from RefSeq and is marked reviewed. Gene Ontology annotation, molecular function: glycosyltransferase activity. NCBI's taxonomy places the organism in Eukaryota, Viridiplantae, Streptophyta, Magnoliopsida, Brassicales, Brassicaceae. The transcript is spliced from 2 exons. Gene Ontology annotation, cellular component: membrane. The coding region runs from base 811 to 1119 and encodes 102 amino acids.
UCUACAACUUGGAUUGAUAAGAUUCGUUUUAUUGAAUAUGGUAGAUAGAUAUCCUCUUAUUAUUAAAAGAGAAGUACAAAUUGAAUUUUUGUCUAAUUUAGCCUCAAUUUUGAUUUCAAUUUUGAAUUUUGUUCUUCCUUAUCAAGGGUAAAAUCGUCCAAACCAAAUAAUUAAAUUAAACAGGAUCCGCGUUUUACAUAGACGGGUGAGUUAUGUUUAAUGGGCUUUUGAUCACAUGUAAAACUACAUAAUGGGUUACCAUCAAGUAAUGCAAUCUUAGCCAUAACACGAUUAGUUGUAUAUCUCAACAAUUUUUAGUAUCUAAUACACGCAUAUUCCAUCAAAAUAGUCUGCAUAUUUAAUUACGAUUUUAAGAAUCUUCAAUCAUAUAUUCACCCUCCUCACUAAUCACUAUAAAAUCGGCAUAGACGAGUUUAUUCGAUUCUUCUAACUACCAUAACACGAUAAUACAUUCCAUAAAUUAGAAAAAAAUCUUAUAAAUUUAUUCUCUUAAAUUUAAAACUAACCAUAAUCAACUAAACAAUAUUUACCACUUAUCUAAAUAUAGCCAAUCAUUAUGAACUAAACCAAAUUCGAAUCAUUAGUGAGGAUCCAAUCUUUGAUUUGCAACUUAUCCUGCAAGAUAUUUUCGAAUAUUUUUGAAAAUAUUAGAUCCAACAACCCUAGCCUCCUUCAUCACUAUAAAUAUCAAAGUCAUUCUCAUCACAAACCAAAUUGAGAUCAAGAACGAUUCGAUGGUUAUUAUCAUAAUCAAUUCAUGAUAGUGAAUGAUUGUUUGCAUAAGUAUUCAUGACGAAGUGGAUGUUCUUCGUUGAUGUUGAUGAGUUUUUACAUGUUCCGGUGAAAGAGACGAUUUCGUCUGUGAUGGAAUCUUUGGAGGAAUAUUUUCAGUUUACUAUUGAACUGAUGCCUAUGAGUAGUCAGGUUUGUUAUUCCGGUGAUGGCCCGGCCAGAACUUACAGAAAAUGGGGAAUUGAGAAACUGGCAUAUAGAGACGUCAAGAAGGUUCCAAGACGGGAUCGGAAAUACGCGGUCCAGCCGGAGAAUGUAUUCGCGAUAGGCGUACACAUGUCUCAGAAUCUACAAGGGAAGACAUAGCACAAGGCUGAGAGCAAAAUCCGUUACUUCCAUUACCAUGGUUCGAUCUCUCAGCGCCGCGAGCACGCACUCCUUAUGUGCUAGACACUACAAUCCGUGAUGUUGGCCUUGCUGUGAGAACGUUCGAGUUGAGAACGAUUGGUGAUCGGCUGCUACGGACAAGACAAUGAAGAGAUGAAAAACAUGAAUAGUGAAUCUAAUCAAUCUUUAGAAAGAAGAAUUAGGUGUUAAGAUGAUUUACUUUGCAUUGUUUUCUUUUGGGGGUAUAUUCUUUUAUUGUAUCAUAUAAUUUGGGUAAUGGGAUCAUUAAUACAGCUUCAAAAUACUCUUUAGUAU